Molecule: messenger RNA, 1401 nt
Organism: Malurus melanocephalus (red-backed fairy wren)
Lineage: Eukaryota; Metazoa; Chordata; Aves; Passeriformes; Maluridae
Gene: THUMPD3
Product: THUMP domain containing 3
Exons: 9
Coding region: 1-1383 (460 amino acids)
Biological process (GO): tRNA methylation
Molecular function (GO): tRNA (guanine) methyltransferase activity; RNA binding
Source: RefSeq, a predicted model, not a curated record
AUGGCCGCCGGUACCGACAUCAUCCCGCACCCCAUCGCGGCCGGCCUGCGUGCAGCAGCUUGGGUCGCCGUGCAUUCUCRUCUCUUCCAGGUCCAUCGUCUGAGGUCAGUGGAUAAUUUAUUUGUUGUUGUUCAGGAGUUCAAAUACUAUCAAUUUAAAGAAAAUAAGGAAGAUGCUCUAAAGGACUUGGAAGAUUUGGUUAAAAAGCUGUGCUGGACUGAUCCAUUGAAAGUUUGGGAGUUGAACAACAGCUUGAAAAAGAAAAAGACAAAACGCAAAAAACACAAUCUGCAGGGUACUGCAAGCAGAGAGAGGAUGAAUGAUGGUGGAGAAGAGGGUGGAGCAGACCAAAGUAACACUAAUGACCAGGAGGACUGUGCCCAAAACCUUGAGGCUGUGGCUGGUGGGCAGAAURCAGAGAAGCCCCAAGGAGUGGCAUCCAGAGAUGGGCUGGAGGAGGAGGCAGAUGAUGAGCAAUCAGAUGUGAAAGGUGAAGUGCAGGCAGGUUCUGAGAGUGGCACCAAGGCUGGUGAUGGUCAGACCAGGGAAGGAGAGCCCAAGGUGCUGAGGUUCCGAGUGACGUGCAACAGRGCUGGAGACAAGCACAGCUUCACAUCGAAUGAGGCUGCCAGAGACUUCGGCGGAGCUGUGCAGGAGCACUUCCAGUGGAAAGCUGACAUGACYAAUUUUGAUGUGGAGGUUCUUUUGAACAUUCACAACAAUGAAGUYGUGGUGGGGAUUGCAUUAACUGAAGAGAGUCUCCACAGACGAAAUAUCACACACUUUGGACCCACAACGCUGCGUUCCACUCUGGCGUACGGCAUGCUCAGACUCUGUGAUCCCCAGCCCACAGAUAUCAUAGUUGAUCCCAUGUGUGGUACGGGUGCCAUACCAAUAGAGGGAGCUACAGAAUGGCCCUACUGCUACCACAUUGCAGGGGAUAACAGCCCUCAGGCAGUGAAGAGGGCAGCAAACAACAUCUGCUCCUUACUGAGGAAAAACGAGAGUAAGGACAGCAGCAGCGCCCUGGGCGUUCCCUUGGACAUCAUCCAGUGGGAUAUCUGUAACCUGCCCCUGCGGACUGGCUCUGUGGACAUUGUGGUGACAGACAUGCCCUUUGGCAAGAGGAUGGGGUCCAAGAAGAAGAACUGGGAUCUGUACCCAGCKUGCCUGAUGGAGAUGGGCCGGAUCUGCACCCCGGGGACAGGCAGGGCUGUGCUGCUUACCCAGGACAAGAAAUGCUUUGCCAAGGCCUUAUCRCGCGUGGGACAUAUCUGGCGCAGAGCUCAGACGGUGUGGGUGAACGUGGGGGGACUCCACGCUGCGGUGUAUCUGCUGAGGCGCACCUGGGAGAGAGCAGAGGAGAGGAGCUCCUUCUGGUAAACUGUGGGGAACAAGACA